CGUCUGAACGACAAGCGACUCUUACGGAGGAGAUAGUGGCUAUCCGCUUAAACAACAACAACAACUAAUAUUACGAUUUAUCCGGAGAGUCGUCAAACUACAGCGAUCGAAACGUGGGGGGGAACGAGGGAUUUUAUCCGCAAGUUUUUUUCUUUUCCAUUUUUUUUUCUUUUCAUAAAGAAGGAUUGUGUGUUGGCUUGUUUGCAUUCGCGACGCAAAGAUGAUGGUCGGGGAGAUCGAAGUGAAGGAGAGACCGAGGCCGAGUCCCGACUAUUUGAUGCAGUUACUGAACGAGAAGAAGCUCAUGACGAGUUUGCCCAACCUGUGCGGUAUCUUUACACACCUCGAACGGCUUCUUGAUGAAGAGAUCAACAGAGUGCGUAAGGACAUGUAUAAUGACACAGUGAACGGGAUGACCGAUAAGCACCCGCUGGAGCUGCCUGACCCCAUGGGCCCCAUUGUCCACCUGCAGGAGAAACUCUUUGUGCCCGUCAAAGAAUACCCCGAUUAUAACUUUGUGGGCAGGAUCCUGGGUCCUCGUGGCUUGACAGCCAAGCAACUGGAAGCGGAGACCGGCUGCAAGAUCAUGGUGCGGGGCAAGAGCUCCAUGAGGGACAAGAAGAAGGAGGAGCAGAACAGAGGCAAGCCUAACUGGGAGCACCUGAACGAGGAUCUGCAUGUGCUCAUCACAGUGGAGGACACACAGACUCGCGCCGAGAUCAAGAUGAGGAGAGCCGUCGAGGAGGUCAAGAAGCUCCUGGUGCCCGCGGCUGAAGGGGAGGACAACCUGAAGAAGAUGCAGCUGAUGGAGCUGGCUAUUCUUAACGGAACAUACAGAGACACCAACAUCAAAACACCUCCCCUUGCAUUCUCUCUUGCAGCGGCAGCUGCAGCGGCCCAGGGCCCUCGCCUCAUCGCGGCGCCCCCAGGCCAGGUGCUGCCUCCAUCAGCCCUGCGUCCUCCGCCUUCACCAGCCGGUGCCCCCCCCAUCAUGAACAUCAUCCGGCCCACACAGAUGACAGCAGCCAUGCUGCCUAACGGCACCCCGACCCUGGUGCCCCCUGGGCCUGAUGCAGGCAUCAUCUACACCACCUCCCCCUACGACUACCCGUACACGCUGGCGCCCACCUCACUGCUGGAGUACCCCAUGGAGCCUGGCGGCGUGCUAGGUAAGCGGCCGUGGGGGCUGGGCUUUGGCUUUGGGGCGCCAGGGGCCUUCCCUGCUCAUCAGCAGGACGGCGGUCUCCUGUACACGGGCGGGGCGGGCCUGCUGGACGUUGCGGGGGUCAGUGCCCAGCAGGAGGCACUCAAAGGUGCAAUGGCAACUAAAGUGAGACGGCAUGAUACGCGAGUCCAUCCUUACCAAAGGAUUGUGACCGCUGACAGAGCCGCCACCGGCAACUAACACAUGACCUCUGAACUCUUCACCCAAUGACGAGCCGCCCUGCCCCAAGCCCCGCCCCAAGCCUGCCUGCUGACGUGUUAACUGGUAAUUGCCUUUGUUGCUAGCCUCUCGGAUGCUGGGAGGGAAGGCGCCUGCCCGUACAGUUAUCCUAACAUUGUUUCUGUUUUUAUUUUUUUAUCAUUAAAUUUUUGUAUGUAAAGAAACACAAAAGACUACCAACAAUCCAGAUUAUAACAACAACCACAACACUACACAAUCCAGCUCUAUGGUUGUGUAAUUUAUUUUGCUUUUGACUCUUUUUUCUGUUCUGUUUGGUUGUGUUUGAAUCACCCUUAUUUUGUUACGUUUUUUUUGUGCGGGGUUCUUUCUUUUUCUUUUGGAAAUCAUUGAAAAUUGGGUGGACGCAUGCACGGUUCCCCAAGAAUCUGCACUGAAUUAUAAGCAAUAAAGCAUCCCGUCCCCAUGUGUCCUAGACUGGACACAUAAUUAGAGACACACACUUAUUAUACACAGAAACAGUUGCAUCUUAAAUCCUGAUUGGUGACCUCACUCACACAUUACUUGGUUGAAGCUGAAGGGGGAGGCUCUAUUACAGUAAACAUGAUCUCAUCCAGAAUUUUCAUGUGAAAUCCACAGAACGAUCCACCCCUCACCUCUCUCUCUCUUUUAAGAGGUCUGAAAGAGAGACAAAAAAAACACAAAAGAAAAAGAAAAAGAAGGAAGGAACUCACACUCACGCCAAAUCUGUUCAUUUCUGUUCCCUUUGAUUUUCCCUCUUCUGUAUUGUUUUUAUUCUAUUUCUUUUUUUUUUUUUUUUUCAUUACUUCCCCCUUCCAGACAUUUAUUGAUAAUGUGCUGACACGUACUGGGUGUGCCUUUGAACAGCUGUUUUUUGUUUCGUUUUUGUUUUGUUCUAAGAAAGCAUGGCUAUAUUGAUGGACUGCAAAUGGAGCUUCUCACAUUUUCUUUUUAUUUUCCUCUGGUUUUCUUUUGUUUGACUUGAUUCCUCAUUUUAUUUUGUUCCAUUCAUUUCUUCAUGGUCACUGACACUGACCUCACUGACAGUUGCAGCUAGGCAGUGUAAGAGCAGGAGAAUGAAAGCAUUGAGAACAGACUUCCCUUUGAGGAGUGGAUGGGUUAACAAAGUGGCUGGGAAGAGGUUAACUCUUGGGUUUUCUUUUGUGUGAAGGCGGAGAGGCCAGGGUCAAGAUCUGUCUACAGCCAUUUUGAGUGAGGCAGGAGAAGUUUGAGCUGUGCAUGAGAGAGUAGAUGAUGUAGCUAAUAACACUUCCUCCUAAUCUUGGCCCCAUAAUCAGUGCCUGAUCUAAUAGAUGAAAUAAGUAAUAAUAAUAAUAAUUUAAAAAAACCAUCCGCAAGAAAAGUAUUGUGUGCGUAUAUAGCCAAAGGGUUUCCAGUUUAUAAAUAUACGUAAAUGCAUAUAGGAGGUUGUUUCUACAACUUCUUGAUAGUCAGUCCCAAACUAAAGGCAGAUGAAAAUCUGGUUUACCAUCAGGAUGAGUAUAGAUUACUGAACACUAAACAAGACUGUUAAUAUGCAGGGUGCGAUGGGGUGGGAUAAGGGAUUUGGGAGGCACUGCCCGACAAGUGAUUUGUACAUAACAUAACUUUUCUUUUUUUUCCUGAAUUUCCCCCUAUAUUUGUUGCUAUUUCACAUCUUGCCAAAAUGAUGAAGUCAAAAUAUCAUCUCUUUGAGUUGCAUGUUACCAUCAAAGCUUGAUUUAAGGUUGUUGAAGGGAAGCUUAAACUGCAUCCUUGAGACAUUUCCAAUCAAAGUAUUUCUCCUUUUUCUUUUCUUUUUCUUUUUCUUUUAACUAAUCUCUGCUCUCACUCACUGUAGAGGGCUAUUUCUAUACCCCUUUCCCAGCAUGCACCACUCCGUUUGUCCUGAGCUACCCCAUCCAUAAUGUGUCUCGCACACCUCAGCGCACCAGUACUUAAGCUACUGUGCCCUCCCAUGUUACGUUGAAUUCUCAAGAAAAAAACAUAGGAUGCGAAAGCCAUGCCUGCCUGUUCCAAUUGCUUUAUACAUACCUGUUAUAUUAAUAUAAAUAUAUACAAAUGUAGAUAUGUCAUUACAUAUGAAAAUACAGAGGAGAUGAAAAAUUAGAUACUUUUACAGGGUGCUGGAGAAGAAAAUAUAUUUUUGGCAAUUUUAGCUUUUUAUACUUGCAGUUACAAAAAAUAAAAUAAAUAAAAAGGAAAAAAAUGAGUUCGGAAUGGUGGAGUCGAAGAUGCUUUGUAUCUCUGGAUAGUAUUGGCUAGAAAAAUAAUGACCAAAAUAGUCAUAUUGGGGAAUGUCACAAAAAUCAGUGGGAGUGGGGAAAGAGAGAAAGGAGAGAGAGGGAUGCAUGUAAGAGGGGAAACUCGAGAGACAAAGUGCCUUACUGAGGGUGGUUUUCCUUUUCCCCCCAAGUGUUACUGUUCUGUUGAGUAAUUUCCAGCACCGGCUAGGAAAGGCUCAGAGAGGUGUGUGUGUGUGUGUGUGUGUGUGUGUGUAUAUGUGUGCGUGUGUGUGUGCACGCGUGUGUGCACAUGAGCUCGCGUCAGCCCCCGACCGUCUACGAGUUUAUUCUAUGCAAACAGACGAGCUGUCGCCUGACCAGCUGACUAUGUGCCAUGGUUUGUCUUCCCAAGUUUGAGCUGUUUUCUCUUUUCUUCCUUUAUGUUUUUUUCUGAUCCCUUUUUCAGCCAUGCGAACAAUAUAUAGGGAGACAUUUUUUGUGUCGUUUUGGGUUUUGAUUGUUUAUUGUAUGUUUCUUUUUUUUUUUUUUUUUUGUCAUGAUGACUUGGAUGACGAUCUCUCGUUGUCUUUAUAUCUCUGGUUACUGUGACUAUGUCGAGAACAAACUGCCAAUAGCGAUGCAGAAGGCUGCCAGGUGUACAGGUGUAGUUUUAAAAAGGGGGGAGGGGGGUUAGUUAGUUUUCUUUUUUGGUCGGGGGGAUUGGCUUUGAUGGAAGGGGACGGAUACACAGGGAAUAGACUGGAUAAACCUGGUUGUUUCAUAUGCCGAUAACACUAAUUUGCUAUUUUUCAGAAUUUGUGCCGAACUAGCAUAUAAGCUGAAAGCAUUUUGUUUUAGUCUUUUUAUUAUUAUUAUUAAUUUGCUCUUUAAAGGAAGCAAUUAUAUGAUGCCGGUUCAAAUUAAGGUCUGCACUAGAUGAGCUGGUUAAUAGACAAAAGCAAUCCUAAAAGAGAUGGAAAUCAUAUGUUUUUAAAGCCAAUUUUUAACAGUGCCAAAUUUUCAGGGCAUUGUGCCCAUUUUUGUGACAAAGACUAUGGUAAUUUAGUAGCUAAGGCAUCUGACUCCUGACCAGCCCUGUUCUUGGUAUGUGGAACCACCAUGGGUGUAUGGUAGACCAGAAGACUGGAACGAUCAACUGUGUUCCCCCUGGCAGCAGCUUCUGUCCUGGCUUUGCUUUUUCUCUCUUUAUCCCCAAUCACUCGGUCUUUUACAUGCUGUUACACACAAAGGUCAAUGCAUAUGUUGUUCAGUGUUAGGUGUUCUAUUGAAAAAAUAUUGAAAUAAAAAUAUAUAACUAUAUAAAUAUUAAAAACAAAGAAAUGCAAUACGAGAAAGGAGCUUGAGAAGACAACUCAGAAUAUGACAGUAUUAUGAGAAUUUCCCUCUGCAAUGUUUCAACAUGCUGUGUCCUUGUACAAGGUUGGGUUAGUCCAUCUGAUGUGUAGAGAACUAAAGUACUCUUCUUGGCCUGCCUACUACAUGUAUAAUAAUGUAAUUUACAACCAUUGUUACAGGUUUAUAAUGUAUUUUUCUAACUUCAUUUUAUAUGUAUAUUAUAAAUCUUUUUUUCUGACUCCUCUUUUUUUGGAUGAAGCCCACUACAACUUUUUUUUUUUUUACACCCCCCUCCCCACCUCUUCUCUGUCCCUACCUCCUCUUCUCUUCCAGUGUUCUUCUCCAUCUCAGAGUCUGCCUCUUUGGGAGUUUUGCCUUUACUAGAAUUACUUUUUAUUGUUUGUUUUGUUUUCUUGCCAAUUCCUAGCUUGUUUAACUCAUUAGCAAUUUGAUUAGUUUUCCUUGUCAUAAGUAUUUUUACAUGCUUGCAUUUAGUUUUCAUGGUGUAUGCAUUAUUUUUUCUUAUUAACCCCUUGGCAUUUAUUUUAAUAAAACAUUCUUAGUAAGAAUUUUACUAACUUUUGCUGAAAUGUUUAUUUUUGUCUUGUGUUGUUAACCAAUUUAAUGAAUGUACUACCUUGGUCUGGAUCACGGACUAACACAAUUAAAACUGACCACCACUUUCAGAGACCACCACUUUCAGAAAUCACAUCACUAUAUACAGUUCUCUAACACACACACUCUCACUCACCCACUCACUCUCUCUCUCUCUCUCUCUCUCUCUCACACACACACACACACACACACAGUUUAACUGGAACGUGCACACUCACAAACACGCUGUCCUGUGUUGCCAGUCACACUCCUCAAUCUGAGGUUCAAACACUGCUGUCAUGUCUGUCUUGCUGCGCAUCACACACCCCUAUGCGGUGCUCCUGGUGUGUGUGAGUGUGUGUGUGCGAUGUGUGUGUUUGUUUGGAGAGGGGGCGUUCUGUUGUGCUGUCAGAGAAUCUGAGUGCUGCUUUAUAAAAAAAGAAAAAACAACUGGAAGAAAGAAGGGAGUCUGUUGGCUUUGAUCUGCCAAAGGGUGCAGUGCUUCUCAAUGCCAGGGUCUGCUGCCUCAAAUCCACUAGCAUCUGUCAGAUUCAUGAGCUUAAUACUCCCACUUUAGCCGGGGGGGGGGGGGGGGGUGGCAGGGAACAGGGAACAAACAGUGUUUUAAUACCAGUGCUGGUGGGACUAUAGGAACAAUGCCAGUAUCGUAUUGUAUUUUAUUGUUUUUCCAUGUCGUUUGGAACUGCAAGUUUUAGUUUGUGUUCAUUCAGCAUCCCACAAAGAAUACUUUUAGAAUAGUGAUCCAUUUUGUAGCUACCCUCUAGCAGCUGCUUUUGGACAGAAGUGCACACACUGACAGUCCUAAUCUAAAUUCUUAUUUGCUCUAUACUUAAGUAUAGAACACAUGGGCCACUGGACCCCUGGGCACAGACAGGCCCCUCUACCAACCUCAGAAAGUUGGUGUAUCAGCAAUGCUGGGAUGUCUGGGGGCAUGUGGCCCCCUACCCCCAUAAGAACAAUUUGAUAAAUGACCCCUUAAAUGGCGAGUUCUGGUGAGUUAUAUGGAAAUAAUUUAAUAAAUAUGCCCAUCAACAAAUGUAAGGCAACUUACUGCAAAAUUCACACUAUUUGUGAAUUACAACGCAUGAUUAUCACACAUAAUGUUACCUGUGUUAUUUGACAGACUGGCCCCAUUCAGAUGUCGGGUGAAUAACAUAACCCAUAGUAUAUGAUUGAGGGGCCCUAUUAAGACAUAUCACAUAACAUAAUCCGUGUUGUUUGACUGAGGGGCCCUAUUCAGGGGUGGAGAUCUUAAAAGUGACUUCAUGCAGAGGCUUGAGCUUCAAGGCCCCCUUGGCCUGGGCCCAUUAGGCCUACUGAGUAGAGCCCCGCUAGAGCAGUGUGGACAUCUGCCAUAGAGUUGCUGAUCAGGAAACAUAUUUUGGGUACAGUGUAUUUUGCGAGUGAACAGCUUUAUUUUCUUUUUGUGGCUGUAGACACACCGGCAUACCUAAUUUAUACUAAUCUUUCAGUUUUGUCCCCUUGGGUUUUGUCUUCGUUGUUUUUCUCCCCCUUGCAUUUUAAGCUUCUUCUCUGCACUAAUUACAGGUGUAAUGCAACUGACACACCAACCAAAAAAUAACUUUAUUAAUCUUUUUUAUUACUUUAACCCACUGAGUGGUCAGAUGCACUCCAUUAAAGAACAUUUUAUGCUCAAGUAAUCAAUUUACUGUUGUAUAUGUAAUUUCUAAAGCUAUUUGUGAAAAUACAAAAAACAUAAUAUUUUUACCCUCCACUUACCUUACUCUAUUUGAAUUUUUCAGACCUUUUUAGGCAUUUUUAUAUAAUCGAAUGUGAGGUGCUAGCUUUGUUUGCAUGGUUGUAUUAUUAUUAUUACUACUACUACUAUUACUACUACUACUACUGCUAUAACCAGUUGGCGCUGUGUCUCUGUGCUGCCAUGCUACCAAAAAACACAGAAGUGAUAAGUGCCUUUCCUGUAGGACAGAGCAGUUGUAUAUUUUACUUUUACUUCACAAAAGUGCCCAAUGAAGAUUUUGUUCAUGUCCCCAAACUGUCUUGAAAUGCACUGAAAGGAUCUGGCACACUGGAGAUAUUGUGACUUGCUGUUGCUCUUUCAACAUAACUGGAACAUUUUGACCAAUUUUUUAAUUUUUUUUUUAACUUCUUUCUAAAUGAUCAUGCAUUACCAUAAAAGUAAUGUGAAUUGAUGAUGAGGGAUCACACCCUUAAGUUUCAUGUGUCUAAUAUUCAACUCUUUGACUUGACCAGUAUAUGCCAAAAAUGGCUGCCAUUUCCCCACCUUAAAAAAUAUCAAGUGAAAAGUGGAUAAAACCAGCGGCAUGCGUUCCCAUCUCAAUAACAGGCCUCCACCUCUAAUAAACUUAGCCCUACCUGUCAACAUUCAUUCCUCACUGGACUGCUAAUAGAAGAGUUAACAGUCAGGGUGGUCUCUGCUUCAGGACUCGAGGGUUAAAAAAUUCUACCAAAACGUAAGACCUUUCAAAUCUCCCCAGGGGGUAUUUCGGUUUUGUUUGUGCCGUUGUUUAAUUUUGUUUCCCUUUGUUCAGUUUUUCCUUCUCUCUCUUUUACUGUUAGCAGUGAAACAGAGAGUAGGGGGAAAAGAGGACUGUUUGUCAAGUUCCUUGCCAUUGAGAUUAGAAUGCACAAUAUCUGAUUUUUUGUUGUGUGUGUCAGUGUUUUAAUUGGUUAUGUAGUAUGAUUUUUUUGUUGUUCUUGUUGUAACUUUGUUUGAUAUAUAAAAACACAGCUAGUAAAGCAUCUCAUGGUGAUGAUAUUGUCUACAUGAAUACAGCAUUACAAGAAAAAGAAGAAAAAAGUUAAUUGUCAUGUGUGCAAUAAAAUCAAACAUUUUUAAGAGG
This is a messenger RNA of Sardina pilchardus (European sardine), 8462 nucleotides long. RefSeq names its product QKI, KH domain containing, RNA binding a (gene qkia). Gene Ontology annotation, molecular function: mRNA binding. Gene Ontology annotation, cellular component: nucleus. The transcript is spliced from 8 exons. The record is from RefSeq and is a predicted model, not a curated record. Gene Ontology annotation, biological process: regulation of mRNA splicing, via spliceosome. The coding region runs from base 221 to 1405 and encodes 394 amino acids. NCBI's taxonomy places the organism in Eukaryota, Metazoa, Chordata, Actinopteri, Clupeiformes, Clupeidae.